GAACAUCCUAAUAAUUAUCUGAACGAGACACUCCUCCUCGUUACUACAUCAUCUCUCCUACCUUUUUUAAAUUUCACACCUUACUACCUGAUACCUAAUUAUCCGCACAUCACAACCCCACUUUCACAACAUGAACGGUGCUCAGUUUACAGACAAGGCCAACAAGGCUCUACUGGACUCCAGCAGUCUGGCUGAACAAUACUCCCACUCGCAGAUUCUUCCUCUUCACCUCGCAGUCUCUCUCCUGAAUCCCUCUCCAGACGAGUCCAAGGACCAACAAGCUACCGCCCAUCCAUCCCACGACACUGCCUCCGCUCCUCUCUUCCGUCAGGUCAUCGAACGCGCACAUGGCGAUCCUCAGCUGCUCGAGCGCUCUCUAAUGAAGCUGCUGGUGCGUCUGCCCAGUCAAGACCCACCUCCGGAGACCGUCAGCGUUUCGCCCGCACUCGCCAAGGUCCUCCGGUCUGCCAGCGAGCUGUCCAAGACUCAGAAGGACAGCUAUGUUGCCAUUGAUCAUCUUAUCACCGCGUGCGCUCAAGACUCCCAAGUUCAGCGUGCGCUGGCAGACGCCAACGUCCCCAACGUCAAAUUGAUCGACAGUGCCGUACAACAGAUCCGCGGUACCAAGCGGGUCGACUCCAAGACCGCUGACGCAGAGAGCGAAAAUGAGAACCUGAAGAAAUUCACCAUCGAUAUGACCUCGCUGGCUCGAGAAGGAAAGAUCGACCCCGUCAUUGGUCGAGAGGAAGAGAUCCGACGUGUUAUCCGCAUCCUCAGUCGGCGCACGAAGAACAACCCGGUGCUCAUUGGUGAACCUGGUGUGGGUAAGACUACCAUUGUUGAAGGACUGGCGCGUCGGAUCGUCAACGCCGAUGUCCCUGCCAACUUGGCCCAGUGCCGGCUGCUCUCUUUGGAUGUUGGCUCUCUCGUGGCCGGCAGCAAGUACCGUGGUGAAUUUGAGGAGCGCAUGAAGGGCGUAUUGAAGGAGAUUGAAGAAUCGAAGGACACUAUCGUCUUGUUCGUCGAUGAGAUCCACCUCCUGAUGGGCGCAGGCUCCAGCGGCGAAGGCGGCAUGGAUGCUGCCAACUUGCUCAAGCCCAUGCUGGCUCGUGGUCAGCUGCACUGUAUCGGUGCCACCACUUUGGGCGAAUAUAGGAAGUACAUCGAGAAGGACCAGGCCUUCGAGCGUCGGUUCCAGCAGGUCCUGGUCAAGGAACCUACCGUCAAUGAAACCAUCUCGAUUCUGCGUGGCUUGAAGGAGAAGUACGAAGUGCACCACGGCGUCAACAUCCUCGACGGUGCCAUUGUUUCUGCAGCUGAAUUGGCUGCUCGUUACCUCACGGCGCGUCGCCUUCCCGACUCAGCUGUGGAUUUGAUUGAUGAGGCCGCUGCCGCUGUCCGGGUCACCCGUGAAUCCGAACCUGAAGCUCUUGACAACCUCGAAAGAAGACUUCGUCAGCUGCAGAUCGAAAUCCAUGCUCUCGAGCGCGAGAAAGACGAUGCCUCCAAGGCCCGCUUGGAAGUUGCUAAGCAGGAGGCUGCCAAUGUCGCAGAAGAGCUCCGCCCCCUGCGGGAGAAGUACGAAAGCGAGAAGCAGCGCAGCAAAGCCAUCCAAGAAGCCAAGAUGAAGCUCGACUCCCUCAAGGUCAAGCGUGACGAAGCCGAGCGCUCCGGUGACACCCAAACUGCCGCUGAUUUGGAGUACUAUGCUAUUCCUGAAACCAAGCAACUUAUUGAACGAUUGGAAAUCGACCGCGCUAAGGCGGACGAAGAGCGACGCUCUCGCCAGGGCGAUGCGGGUGAGGCUCUGCUGGCAGACGCCGUCGGCCCCGACCAGAUCAACGAAAUCGUGGCCCGCUGGACCGGUAUCCCUGUGACUCGUCUUAAGACCACCGAAAAGGACAAGUUGUUGAACAUGGAGAGGUACCUUAGCAAGAUUGUCGUUGGUCAAAAGGAGGCUGUCACUUCUGUUUCCAAUGCGAUCCGUCUGCAACGAUCCGGUCUGAGCAACCCUAACUCGCCGCCCAGCUUCCUCUUCUGCGGUCCCUCGGGUACGGGUAAGACGCUCCUUACCAAGGCCUUGGCGGAAUUUCUGUUCGACGAUCCCAAGUCCAUGAUCCGGUUCGAUAUGUCUGAGUACCAGGAACGCCACUCUCUGAGCCGUAUGAUCGGCGCACCUCCCGGCUAUGUCGGCCACGAUGCCGGUGGUCAGCUUACCGAAAGCCUUCGCCGGCGCCCCUUCUCCAUUCUUCUGUUCGAUGAAGUCGAAAAGGCUGCCAAGGAAGUUUUGACUGUCCUUCUCCAGCUCAUGGAUGACGGCCGCAUCACCGACGGACAGGGCAGAAUUGUCGACGCGAAGAACUGCAUUGUUGUGAUGACGUCCAACCUGGGAGCCGAGUUCCUCGCUCGCCCUGCCGCCAAGGACGGCCGCAUCGAACCCGCGACGCGCGAGCUCGUUAUGGGCGCCCUUCGCGACUACUUCUUGCCUGAGUUCCUCAACCGUAUCUCUAGCAUUGUCAUCUUCAACCGUCUCACCAGGCGCGAGAUCCGCAAGAUCGUCGACCUCCGUCUCUCCGAGGUCCAGAAGCGUCUCGACGACAACGGGCGCAACGUCAUCAUCAACUGCUCGGAUGAAGUCAAAGACUACCUUGGUGACUCCGGCUACUCGCCCGCCUAUGGUGCUCGUCCCUUGGGCCGCAUCAUCGAGCGUGAAAUUCUCAACCGUCUCGCCGUCCUCAUCCUGCGUGGCAGCAUCCGCAACGGCGAAGAAGCUCGCGUGGUCAUGCGCGAUGGUCGCAUCGAUGUCCUUCCGAACCAUGAGACUGAUGGCGACGGAGAUCAGGACAUGUUCGACAGCGACGAGGAAGCUUUGGCUGAGAUGGAAGAUGGCAGUGGUGACAUGGAUUUGUACGAGUAAGGAGGUUUGCAGACGAUUCGGAAAAGGAAAGUGAUGAAGAUUGUUAAUAUUGAUUGAGAAUCCCGCAUUUCCUUUGCAUGAUUCACGAGGCAUGAUUUGGGUUUUCUUUUCUUCGUUCUUCUGUUUCGGGACAAUUGUUUCCAAUUAUCUUGGACAGGCCGGCUUGUUUUGUGAGCAU
Aspergillus saccharolyticus JOP 1030-1 is the source of this 3095-nucleotide messenger RNA. Its product is annotated as ATP-dependent Clp protease ATP-binding subunit. The transcript has a single exon. Gene Ontology annotation, molecular function: ATP hydrolysis activity; ATP binding. The record is from RefSeq and is a predicted model, not a curated record. Gene Ontology annotation, biological process: cellular response to heat. Gene Ontology annotation, cellular component: cytoplasm; cytosol. Bases 131 to 2917 code for a protein of 928 amino acids. NCBI's taxonomy places the organism in Eukaryota, Fungi, Ascomycota, Eurotiomycetes, Eurotiales, Aspergillaceae.